AUCUUCGGUGGUUUAAUUUAAAAAAAAAAUGAAUAAAGAAAAACGAAAUGUGAAGCGUCCAUCUCAUAGCAGUUGUUCCCGCCACAACAGCACAAGAACUCAGCAGUAAUGGCGGCUCCUUCCAAAACCCUAAUGGAUUUCUUCCAGCAACCGUCGGCGAAGCGCCUCAAAAGAGUCUCGUCGCCGCCCCGAAGCCCCCUCUCGUCACUGAACGACUCCGCUGCUUCCUCCUUGUCAACAACAACCAUUUCCUUGGAGCAGAAGCGGAGAAUGGAAUUCAACAAAGCCCUCGCCUUGUCCAAGAGAAACCUAAAACUGUGCUCUGAGAAAGUCUCUAAAGCAAUUGCUGCAGGAGUUGGGUAUGUAAAGUUAGAGGAGCUAUUGGUAGAGGAAUCAUGGUUGGAAGUGCUCUCUGGAGAGCUGCAGAAGCCUUAUGCACUGAAGCUGAGUGAAUUUGUGGAGAGUGAAAUAUGCCAUGGCAGCACGCCAAUCUACCCUCCUCAGCAUCUGAUUUUCAAUGCACUUAAUACAACUCCAUUUGAUUGGGUUAAGGCAGUUAUUAUUGGACAGGACCCAUAUCAUGGGCCAGGUCAGGCAAUGGGCCUCUCUUUCUCAGUUCCGGAUGGCAUCAAAGUCCCUUCAAGUCUUGCAAACAUAUAUAAAGAGCUUCAACAAGAUGUGGGAUGUACGAUUCCAUCUAAUGGGAAUCUGGAAAAAUGGGCAGUACAGGGUGUUCUCCUUCUAAAUGCUGUACUCACGGUUAGACAACAUCAAGCAAAUUCUCAUGCUAAAAGAGGGUGGGAGCAGUUCACUGAUGCUGUAAUUGGAGCAAUUUCUCAGAAAAGAAAAGGAGUUGUUUUUCUUCUUUGGGGAAACUACGCACAAGCCAAAUCCCGGUUGAUAGAUGAAUCAAAGCACUAUGUUCUCAGAUCAGCACAUCCUUCUGGUUUAUCUGCAAACAGGGGCUUCUUUGGAUGCAGGCACUUUUCUCGGACAAACCAGAUCCUGGAGAAAUUGGGAAUAUCUCCAAUAGAAUGGCAGUUGUAGUGCGGCUGAGGACUAUUCCCCUAUUUUGUCAUUCCAGGGGCAAGUCGAUGUUAUAUAUAAAGUUAUCAACUAACAAAAACGCGUGUUUUAUUUGUGGCACACUCUAUGUAUAUAUAAUCUUUUUUAAUAUUUUUAAAAAUACUAAA
Messenger RNA from Sesamum indicum (sesame), 1193 nucleotides. RefSeq names its product uracil dna glycosylase (gene UNG). NCBI's taxonomy places the organism in Eukaryota, Viridiplantae, Streptophyta, Magnoliopsida, Lamiales, Pedaliaceae. Gene Ontology annotation, biological process: base-excision repair, AP site formation via deaminated base removal; base-excision repair. Gene Ontology annotation, molecular function: uracil DNA N-glycosylase activity. The record is from RefSeq and is a predicted model, not a curated record.